AUGGUGAGUUUCAGGCUUUGGGUGUAUCCUGGCCCGAGUUUAACAGUUUGCAUAAUCGACAAAAACCUUAAAAAGGCCUUGACCGCGCACGGUGGCCAAGGAGGAUGCUGCACGUGUGAGACCAGCUCGUGUCACAGUCACCUCGAACAGGGGCCGUUAAGAGGCCGCCUCGGCCGACCUGGGCUCGGGAAACCUGAACCACAACCCCGGGGAAAAGGAGGCCCAGCACCGAGGCCCGCGCGGGACCCGGACCCCACGCGGUCGGUCGGGAAGGGCCGCAGCCUCGCCCCCGAGGACCCCGAGGACCCCCAACGCCCCGGCUCGCCCCUGGGGAGCGCGCACUUCCACCCCGGGCGAUCACGUGACGAGGCGCCGCGCAGAGGGCCCGGCCGCGGACGCGCGCCCGUCGCCUCCACCCCAGGAACCGCAGCCCGGCCCACCGCCCGGCUCCGGCGUCCGCGCGCUCGCACCCGCGUCCGCGCCCCCGGCUCCGCCGCAGACCCCACGCCGCCGAAUCAGAAGGGCGGAGCGAGCGGGAUGCGCGUGCGCACUGGCCCCGACCUGAGGCCACGCCCCCAGCUGCCACGCCCCACCCCCCGUCCCGCCCUCGCAACCUCGGACACCUCGAGAGUCCAAAGCCUAGACCCUCUGCUUUGA
This is a messenger RNA of Castor canadensis (American beaver), 657 nucleotides long. The record is from RefSeq and is a predicted model, not a curated record. Lineage: Eukaryota; Metazoa; Chordata; Mammalia; Rodentia; Castoridae.